Messenger RNA from Cinara cedri, 177 nucleotides. Lineage: Eukaryota; Metazoa; Arthropoda; Insecta; Hemiptera; Aphididae. The record is from the annotation of a GenBank genome assembly.
AUGUCCAAAUGGGGUCUUAAGGACAGCCCUACGUGUGAUUGCGGUCACGAUAACCAAACAAUUCACCAUAUUGUGGAAGAUUGCCCGAAAAGGAGGUUCAAUCGGGGCAUUGAGGGAAUUCAUGCGGCAAAUAAUGAAGCAAUAGAAUGGAUUCGAGAACAAGACAUUGCCUUAUGA